GACCAAAGUGAGAGUUAUACUGAAGGUGGGCCUUUCAACCUUCGACCCAGAUUGUUUUGUUGACCAAAAAGUAGCAUGCAAAAAUCGAUGACAGAAAGUCCGAAAUCGUUUCCGUUUGUUGAUGAUCGGAGACGGAGUGGUGGGAAAUGGAAAUAGGAGGAGGAAGAAAACUGAAGAGCACAGAAACCAUGGCUGUUCAAUCGGUGACGCGCUCCGCACCACCGCCCAGAAACAGAUCAAAACCCAUAACUUUUCUCCAAAACCCCAAAAUACCCUUCGCAGCUUCUCUUCUCUUCGCCGAUGCCGUCCUCGUCGCUCUCAUAAUCGCAUUCGUCCCCUAUACGAAGAUAGAUUGGGAUGCUUAUAUGUCACAGGUGACCGGGUUUCUGGAAGGGGAGAGAGAUUACGGAAACCUGAAAGGUGACACUGGCCCUCUUGUUUACCCUGCUGGCUUCCUUUACAUUUAUUCUGCAUUUCAGUAUCUUACUGCUGGACAAGUUUACCCUGCUCAGAUUUUGUUUGGAAUCUUGUAUAUCAUUAAUCUGGCAAUCAUUCUCUUAAUCUAUGUGAAGACUGAUGUGCUUCCAUGGUGGGCCCUUUGUUUACUUUCUCUAUCCAAAAGAGUGCAUUCUAUCUUUGUGCUUCGUCUCUUCAAUGAUUGUGUGGCCAUGAUGUUUCUUCAUGCUGCAUUACUCUUACUCAUGCACAGAAGGUGGAAUCUAGGUUUGAUUGUGUUCAGUGUUGCUGUUUCGGUAAAGAUGAAUGUGCUUCUUUAUGCUCCACCUUUACUACUCCUCAUGCUAAAGUCUAUGGAUAUCAUUGGGGUGUUUUGGGCAUUAGCUGGUGCAGCACUGGUUCAGAUAUUAUUGGGGCUUCCUUUCCUAGUUUCACACCCGGUUGCAUACAUAUCAAGAGCCUUCAAUCUUGGCCGUAUCUUCAUCCAUUUCUGGUCUGUCAACUUCAAAUUCAUCCCUGAACCAGUAUUUGUGUCCAAGGGAUUUGCAAUCUUUUUGUUGGCUGCUCACCUCAUAUUACUUGCUUUGUUUGCGCAUUAUAGAUGGUGCAAACAUGAAGGAGGGCUUCUCAACUUUCUGCAUUCCAGAAUUGUCUCUAUGAAGCUGAGGUUUGCACUUUUCUUUUCCUCUGCUUCUCCAAAGUUUGGCAAGAGUAGUUCAUCAAGCAUCAAGAUCCUCACUAAAGAACAUAUUGUGACAACUAUGUUUGUUGGGAAUUUCAUUGGCAUUGUAUGUGCUCGGUCAUUGCAUUAUCAGUUCUAUUCGUGGUACUUCUAUAGCUUACCUUACUUGUUGUGGAGAACACAAUACCCAACCUUGCUGCGCUUGAUUUUAUUCGUCGGAGUGGAGGUCUGCUGGAAUAUCUUCCCUUCGAAUAAUCUCUCGUCAGCUCUGCUUUUGUGGCUUCACUUAGUUAUUCUGUGGGGUUUGUGGUCUGCUCCACCGGAGCAUCCUUAUGCACAAGAUAAACCUUCCUCUCGCAAACACAAAUAGUUCAAAGGUUCAUCAACGGAUGAAUUGGAUAAAUGAGUUUCCUCUUUGAUGUAAAUUUUUGUGUUGUAUCUUCAGGCAACAUAGGAAUGACAAUCGCUUUAGAUCUUGACUGUCACAUUUUGACAAGUUUUCUGCUUUUUGUUUUCUUUACCUUGUAACUUACUGUAAGAAGUUUUGCACGGAUAUUUAGUGAUGGUUUGUGUUGCAUACUUGCAUGUCUUAAAAGGAGUGUUGCCAUCAGAACCCAAAAAAUAAAGAGUAGUAUUUUAACUACUGGAUUAAUAGCACUUGCUUGUU
Messenger RNA from Arachis ipaensis, 1805 nucleotides. It is a transcript of the gene ALG3, whose product is annotated as asparagine-linked glycosylation 3. Gene Ontology annotation, molecular function: dol-P-Man:Man(5)GlcNAc(2)-PP-Dol alpha-1,3-mannosyltransferase activity. The record is from RefSeq and is a predicted model, not a curated record. NCBI's taxonomy places the organism in Eukaryota, Viridiplantae, Streptophyta, Magnoliopsida, Fabales, Fabaceae. Gene Ontology annotation, cellular component: endoplasmic reticulum.